Cuscuta epithymum is the source of this 2158-nucleotide messenger RNA. The record is from the annotation of a GenBank genome assembly. NCBI's taxonomy places the organism in Eukaryota, Viridiplantae, Streptophyta, Magnoliopsida, Solanales, Convolvulaceae.
UAUCCCAAUUUUUCUGCCUCGUCCUCCAAUAAACUCUCGCCACGUUCUGUCCAAUGUGUGUUUCUAGGCUAUGCAUCGGGGUAUAAGGGCUAUUGGUGUUAAGAUCCGAGUACAAGACGAGUAUACAUUAGUCGUCAUGUGCGUUUUCUUGAGAAUGUCUAUCCUUUUCAUCAUCUUAGGGAAUCAUCUUCCUCACACGUCUCUUAUUCUGGUUCUACCUUGCCUGACUUGCCUUUUCCUACUACACCUGCUUCACCCUUGACCAUUAUACCUCGUGUUUCAACCAUGCCCAUGUCUGUUGCCCCUCACCUCACCUCACGGUCAUCACCAUCUCAUGGUCAUCAACCAGCCACCUUAGCCCAUCCACAUUCGAACUCAUGCACCAGCAGCGAACCCGUAACCCCCACCACCCCAACUUUCUCCUCUUCCCAGCAGCAUAGUUCUCCCAGCCCUCCUAUGACUCCCAGCGACACGUCGUCCCAACAGCCCAGUAAUGUGUCCAGUCCCUCGGUGUCCUCCCCGUCUUCCUCGAGUUCCAGUCCACUCACGGUCUCAUCCAUAUCUGAUCAUUCGACAGAUCACAUACCACUGUUGGGAUUGCUUAGCAUGAAUAAUACAUCCGUAGCUUUCAAAUGUAGUUAACUGAUUGGGAAGAAGAAGAAAAAAAAACGUAAGUAGCUUUUCCUUUGGUGUCAAAGCAUCAAUAACUUUGACACACUCACUUUUCAUUUAUAUAAACAAACCAACUUACUUAGUGGUGGUGGUUACAAUCCAAAUGCCCCACUCGGCACUGCACCCACUACGCACUAUUAAUACAUGCAUGCAUAACUAAUACGUAGCACUACUAUCUAACAUAAUUUAAUACUAAAUGCAAAUAACUUAAUGUGCAACCUAACUAAAUGACCCAAAUUAGACUAACACUAAUGCAACGGCACAUACGCAUAUUAGUACCGCUACAACACAUGCACGGUGUCACGUGACGCACACAACUUGUCAUGACUCAUCCCGCCGUGCACUCACACUCUAGUCUAAAAUGUAUCAAUGACUCAAAAUAAACUAAAUUAAACAUGACGAAAUUAUAAACAACAAGGUUAACUCCAACAUUCACCCCCUUAACCUUGUUGUCAUUUAUUUUGAAACUCCUCGCGGAACAUCACAGCAGCGCCGGCUCGUAGUCUGCGGUCGCGAAGGCGAGAUGUGCCUGCUCCUUCCUUGGUGAUGUGCAAUCCUUAGAGAAAUGCACAUACUCUUGACAGUUGUAGCAUCGAACCUUACGGAUGUCAAACGUACUCUUCUUCUUGCCGGUGCCACCGCGGUAGCGAGAACGCCACUCCUCCUCUGUGAGUAGCAAUUGACCUCCACCGCCAUGGUUAUUGUUGUCGACGCCGUCGUCCGCAUCGCUCCUAUCCUCCACCGUUAUGAGUCUUCCCACAAGCUCCUCCAUGGACAAGGUUUUAAGAUCAAGAAGCUGUUCAAUUGCAAUAGCUACCUGGGUGUACUUGGACAGCACGAUCCGAAGAAGUUUCUUCACGACCUUCACCUCCUCGAAGGUCUCACCGAGGGUGCGAAUCUUGUUGGCGAGUCCGUUCAUGCGCAUGGCGAGGUCAUCGAUCAUCUCACCGCUCCGCAUGUGAACGGAAUCAAAUUCCUUGAGUAGAGUUUGUGCCUUGGCCUCACGGACACGCUCAUCGCCCACACGCAUGGUCUUGAUGGCGUCCCAUGCCUCCUUUGCCGUCGCCUUCACGGAAAGCGUGGAGAGCAUCUCCGGUGGCACGGCUCGCAGAAUUGCCGCUAGCGCCACCCUAUCCUCGCUAAAGCUCCCGCCACCCUCGACAGCGUCCCACACGCCUUGGGCCUCCAUGUUCACCUUCAUGAUGAGUGCCCACUCGAAAUAGUUCGUCGCCGUCAACGUCGGGUAGACAACGGUGCUGCUGGCCUGGUGGACGACACGCUGCUGUACCACCACCUCGCGGCCGCCUCGCCGCGUCGGGCUCCGCCCACGUCGUACCGGCGAGCGUGACGGAGUGCGCGAACCUUCACCGGCCAUGGCUCUGAUACCAAAUGUUGGGAAUGCUUAGCAAGAAUAAUACAUCCGUAGCUUUCAAAUGUAGUUAAUUGAUUGGGAAGAAGAAGAAAAACGUAAGUAGCUUUUCCUUUG